AUGCAGGCCUUUGUUUUGCAUGUAUUUGGCCUCAUGUCAGUCUUUUGGAAUGCAGCUAUCGCCCAUUGCUUCUACCGGCGGAUCGUGUAUAGAGACAGCGAAGCACGACUAAAAAGCAGAUUUAAGCUGUAUGUGUUGUUGGCGUUUGUACCCGCUGUGACGUGUAGUAUCGCGCUCUACGUCGCCAGAUUGUUUGGGGAUGCUACAUUCUACUGCUGGGUCGAGUCGCGCGCCAAGCGGCUUUGGUCCUUCUACCUCUUUGUUAUACUAGCAAUUCUCUAUAUCUCCGUCAUUCUUUGGGUCACGCAUAAUCGCAUGACACGCGACUUUCGUCAUGCCAACUUAGAAGCACAAGAGUCGUGGGCGAUCAUUACGUCCAAGCUACGAAUAUACAUCGCCACCUUUGUCGUACUUUGGACCCCUAGUACAGUUUUUCGACUAUUUGACGACGAAUUGGGCUCGGCAAGAUUUGCGGUGGCACUUCUAAUGCAGGUGACCGUUUGCACACAAGGCUUGGCAACUGCUAUCAUCUAUGGAGGCUUACUCACAAAGCUCAAUCGAAUUAUCGUGUGCAAUUCGUCGGUCUCGUCAACGCUCAACAUUAUCCUUGCCAAGUGGAUUCCGCUUGGACAUGACAUUUACGUUAUUGGAUUGCAGGAGUGUCUGCAUCUGACGCAUACUCGCAGUUUAAUUUGCCAGCACCUGGAGGGUGGACGUCCUGAACCAGCAACUACAGGACCUAUUCGUAAGGCAUCGAAGUUUUACCAAUAUCACCGCGAAAUUGGUAGCAAGAAUACGUCAUUGGGCUAUCAUGGACACAUUGCAAUAACAGUACUAAUCAAAUCAAUCGAUGUGGAUAGCGGCGCUUUCUACAUGCCACCUGUAGUACAACAAGAAGUUAAUGUUGGAAAAUCGCUGGUCCUCGGUCGUGCUUCAAACAAAGGCGCUGUUGGCUUUGCAUUCCGAUAUUUUGACACCUCGUUUGCUUUUGUCGGAUGUCAUUUGUCGUCGGAUCCCAAGGGAAAAUCAAACGUACGACGGCGGAAUCGCGACUCGCAAGAUAUUUUGAAAGAGCUGCACUUAAAUUUAGAAGACGUGGGCUUUGAGUUUCCGUACGUGCACCACCACAGCUUCGUUCUAGGUGAUCUAAAUUAUAGAUUGACUCAGCGCCAAGCAACGACUGACACUAUAUUAGAGCUCAUAACGAAAGUACGACAGUGUGAAACCGCACAUCCUGCGCCAAUGAAGCAAACUCGCAGCUUGCGUCGAGGGCUUUUGGGAAAACGGUGGAGUCCCAUGAAAUGUUAUGGCUUUAGCAGUUCGCUCGGCCUUGGAAGUUCGGGUAGCAGCGACAGAGACAGCAAUGACCUUGAUGUAAGUAUGUUGGAGCGCAAUGUCAAAAGCACCUCGUCCGUGUUUGCUUCGUCGAAUGGUAGCAGCGGUAGCGCUCAAUUUUCCGCUGACUGUGAGCUUGUGGACGACGAUUGCUUCGUAUGGGAUGAUGUGCUUGCUCACGAUGAGCUGCGUACAGGUAUGCAAGACGGACAGAUUUUUUACGGCUUCAGAGAGGCUAAAAUUGCGUUUCCACCUACAUUCCGACGUGUGCGUGGGACAGCGUUAAACUUGAAUACUUGUAAUUGGCGUUUUGAGGACUUAAGGAAGUGUUACACGACUGCCGUCGAAGGUCAUGGCUUGCGCAUUCCAUCUUACACGGAUCGUAUACUCUACUUUUCCCAAGCAGAUAUGCGCCACCGACUACGAUGUGUUGUGUAUGCUUCAUGUGAAGACGUGGAUUGCUCGGAUCAUAAGCCGGUGCUCGCAGUAUUCCAAGCUCUUGUCAACCGUGACUUUUUACCCGUUGAGAUUGAAUUGGCCAACAAAAUGCUCCAGCGCAUGCAGGAUGUUAGCGGAGUGCUCGAAUGUCAGCUUCAAUUAAACUUUGCCAGUAUUUCAUGGCAACCACGUACAGCAACUGACUUUUCUAAUGCUUCUAAAAGCAACUCAAUCGAUCUGGAUCGGCGGUUUUCGACUUUGGAUCGUCAUGCACACCAAGCUGUAGUCACUAUUGUCUUUCCAUUACCAUCGGAAGACAUUUUUUCAGCUCAGCGCAAACUCUUGGAGCUUGCAGACUCGAUGAGUGGUGGUGUGUAUUUUGAAAAUACCGAUCGUCUGUUAUGUAAGACGAACGUAGCUCACGUCAAGUGGUCGGACUUCGUGCGCAAUGGAAUCAGACAUGGUACGUUCGCGCGACCAACAGGUAACAUGCAUGUAGCCAUCAAGGUGCAUGCUGGCGCUCAAGGACCAUGUUUUGGUCAAGGCGUCAUCUGCAUUCCCCAACCUUCGAAUGAUGGUAGCGAUGAUUCGCGUGACGGAAGAGACAAUUUUGUCGUACAACUGGCCAAUGGUGGACAACACACUGGUACCAUGUCGGGCUCGGUUAGUUUGCAGCUUAAGAAACGUGCAAGCGACGUUUAA
Messenger RNA from Plasmopara halstedii, 2475 nucleotides. RefSeq lists its product as hypothetical. Gene Ontology annotation, molecular function: phosphatase activity. The record is from RefSeq and is a predicted model, not a curated record. The coding region runs from base 1 to 2475 and encodes 824 amino acids. NCBI's taxonomy places the organism in Eukaryota, Oomycota, Peronosporomycetes, Peronosporales, Peronosporaceae. The transcript has 6 exons. Gene Ontology annotation, biological process: phosphatidylinositol dephosphorylation.